AUGGCUCGGGGGAUGGAAGAAAGAAAGGGUGGUGCAAUAAGGGCUGGUGGAGCGGGAAGAAGGUUGAGAAGUGUGGAUGGGAUGGUUCCAGAAAGUUGGUUGCACACCAUCACCGACAUUAGUGUCUAUAUACAAAUCUUUCCAUCGGCGGCGGCCAUAAGACGUAAAUAG
Messenger RNA from Gaeumannomyces tritici R3-111a-1, 171 nucleotides. RefSeq lists its product as hypothetical. The coding region runs from base 1 to 171 and encodes 56 amino acids. The transcript is spliced from 3 exons. Lineage: Eukaryota; Fungi; Ascomycota; Sordariomycetes; Magnaporthales; Magnaporthaceae. The record is from RefSeq and is a predicted model, not a curated record.